Molecule: messenger RNA, 3322 nt
Organism: Lycium barbarum (goji berry)
Lineage: Eukaryota; Viridiplantae; Streptophyta; Magnoliopsida; Solanales; Solanaceae
Product: protein NLP6-like
Exons: 5
Coding region: 181-3141 (986 amino acids)
Molecular function (GO): DNA-binding transcription factor activity; protein binding
Source: RefSeq, a predicted model, not a curated record
UUUGUGCAAGUAGUAACUAAUACAACUAUUAGAUUCCAAUAUUUUCUCAAUGGAAUCACAGUCCUCAAAACUUAACCAUUAUCGUCAUCUUCUUCGUCAUCUUUCUCUUCUCGCCACAUACAUACAUAAUAAUAAUAUAGAUAGAGAAAAUUAUCAUUUUCAUCACGCGAAAUUUCUUCAAUGUCGGAACCGGAACAAGACAUGAAUAACACUCAGCUUUUCCGUUCAAAGCCGAAGGACUCGUCACAGCCGUUGAUGAUGGAUCUGGAUUUGGAUCUGGAUGCUUCCUGGUCGUUCGAUCAGAUCUUCGCUGCGGCUUCGAAUCCUAUGUCGCCGUUUCUCGUAUCGAAUAUUAAUACUAAUUCUGAGCAGCCUACUUCUCCACUUUGGGCUUUUUCUGAUGAUAAGACUACCGGAAAUGCUCUCUCAGGCGAUACUCUAAAGCUCUCCAGCUAUCCUAGAUUUCUCACUUAUACCAGUGAUCAUGAGGCUGCACGUGAAACUCUGUCUGUCACUGACGAUAAGAAAAUACUUCCUCCACCAAUUAUGGAAUUAACCCCUUUAGAUUAUCGGGAGGGGUCUUGCAUAAUCAAGGAGCGGAUGACACAGGCACUUCGAUACUUGAAGGAAUCAACCGGAGAACGAGUGUUAGCUCAGGUCUGGGCACCUGUUAAGAAUGGCGGUCGUUAUGUGCUUACAACUUCAGGGCAGCCCUUUGUUCUUGACCCGGACUGUAAUGGGCUUCAUCAAUACCGAAUGAUUUCUUUGAUGUAUAUGUUUUCUGUGGAUGGGGAGACUGAUGGAGUUCUAGGACUUCCUGGCCGUGUCUACCGGAAAAAGUUGCCAGAAUGGACUCCAAAUGUGCAGUAUUAUUCCAGUAAAGAGUUCCCUCGUCUUAGUCACGCCCUGCAUUACAAUGUUCGAGGAACUUUGGCUUUGCCAGUAUUUGAACCAUCUGGUCAGUCUUGUGUUGGUGUACUGGAGCUCAUAAUGACUUCCCAGAAAAUCAACUAUGCUCCUGAAGUUGAUAAAGUAUGCAAAGCACUUGAGGCAGUGAAUCUGAAAAGUUCAGAGAUAUUGGACUACCCAAACCAUCAGAUCUGCAAUGAAGGUCGGCAGAAUGCAUUGGUUGAAAUCUUGGAGAUACUAACAGCUGUAUGUGAAACUUAUAAAUUGCCUCUGGCUCAGACAUGGGUUCCAUGCAGGCAUCGCAGUGUUCUGGCUGAUGGUGGUGGGUUUAAAAAGAGCUGUAGCAGCUUUGAUGGAAGCUGCAUGGGACAAGUCUGUAUGUCCACGACAGAUGUAGCAUUUUAUGUGGUUGAUGCUCACAUGUGGGGUUUUCGCGAUGCCUGUGCCGAGCAUCACUUACAAAAGGGACAGGGAGUUGCUGGAAGGGCUUAUGCUUCUCAAAAAUCAUGUUUUUGUGAAGAUAUAGGGCAGUUUUGCAAAACGGAGUACCCCUUGGUGCACUAUGCACGUUUGUUUGGGUUGUCUCGCUGUUUUGCAAUCUGCUUACGGAGCACUCACACUGGCAAUGAUGAUUAUAUUUUAGAGUUUUUUCUGCCACCAAGUGAUGGAGACUACAGUGACCAGCUGGCUUUGCUGAACUCGCUCUUAUUGACGAUGAAGCAGCAUUUUAGGAGUCUUAGCGUUGCUUCCGGAGAGGAACUUGAGAACGACUGGGGUUCAGUUGAGAUUAUCAAAGCAUCCACGGAAGAGAAACUUGGUUUGAGGUUUGAAUCUGUGGCAACCACCAAAUCUCUUCCUCAGCCUGCUAGUGUAGCAAAUGGAAGGACGCAUCCUGAUCUAAUGGAAGAGCAGCAGUCUCCUGUGGCAAAACGUGCAGAAGGCGUAAAUGGUACAGCUGAAGCCCACAAUCAUGCUUCUUUCACUGAGAAUAAGCAGACUGGUAAGAAAUCAGAAAGAAAACGUGGAAAAGCUGAGAAAACAAUAAGCUUAGAGGUUUUGCAACAGUAUUUUGCUGGAAGUCUUAAGGAUGCUGCAAAGAGUCUUGGUGUUUGUCCAACUACAAUGAAGCGCAUUUGCAGGCAGCAUGGAAUCUCCAGAUGGCCAUCUCGCAAGAUAAACAAGGUUAACCGGUCCCUUUCAAAGCUAAAACGUGUAAUUGAAUCUGUUCAAGGAGCUGAUGGAUCAUUCAGUCUGACUUCACUUGCACCAAAUUCACUUCCUGUUGCUGUUGGUUCUAUUUCUUGGCCUGCAGGCAUGACUGGUUCGCCGGGUAAAGCUUCUGAGUACCAUGAAGAGAAGAAUGAGUUCUCCAACUGCGGAACACCAGGAAGUCACGAAGAAGCUGAACCCUCGAAUCAAAUGCUUGGAAGCAGGAUUAUUGGGAACGGCGAGCUCUCUCCAAAGCAGAAUGGUUUUGUGCGUGAAGGGUCACAUAGGUCCAGAACCGGUAGCUUCUCGAGAGAAGAGAGCACAGGGACACCUACCUCCCAUGGAUCAUGCCAAGGCAGUCCUCCUGCAAAUGAGUCCUCCCCCCAGAAUGAGCUGGUCAAUUCACCUACACAUGAGUCGUUCAUGAAAGUGGAAGGCUCUUUGGAACCAGCUCGUCAGACCACAGGAGAAAUAAAUUUAUCCACUGCAUUCCUAAUGCCUGGGCUUUAUAUUCCAGAACACACCCAGCAACAAUUUAGGGGAAUGCUAGUUGAGGAUGCAGGCAGCUCACAUGAUCUGAGUAAUCUUUGUCCGGCUGGAGAUGCUAUCUUCGAUGAACGUGUCCCGGAAUACAGUUGGACAAAUCCACCAUGUUCUAACGGAAUUACUAAACAUCAGGCUCCUCUUCCUGCUGAGAAGAUGCCACAGUUUUCUAUGAGGCCCGAAGUAACUUCCGUUACGAUAAAAGCAACAUAUAGGGAAGACAUCAUAAGAUUCCGACUUUGUUUGAGUUCUGGUAUAUUUAAGUUGAGGGAGGAAGUAGCCAAGAGGCUGAAGUUAGAGGUGGGAACUUUUGAUAUCAAGUACCUUGAUGAUGACCACGAGUGGGUUUUGAUCGCGUGUGAUGCAGAUUUGCAGGAAUGUGUCGAUGUCUCAAGAUCAUCAGGCAGCAAUGUAGUAAGGUUGUUAGUUCAUGAUAUAAUGCCCAACCUUGGGAGCUCUUGUGAGAGCUCAGGUGAAUGAUUAGAAUUUAGGUUGUAAAUAUAUAAAACUAGUAAAACCAUUCUUGUAGUGGUAGAGUUUUGUCUUUGUGGAGUGUAGGUUUUGGUAAUGGCAGCUCCUUUUGUAAUUGUAGAAGAUUGUCUUUUCAAUUGUGUUCUUCUUGUAAGCCUAAGGAAAUAAGUUUUUGCUUUUGUUGGUGUAA